Molecule: messenger RNA, 885 nt
Organism: Fusarium odoratissimum NRRL 54006
Lineage: Eukaryota; Fungi; Ascomycota; Sordariomycetes; Hypocreales; Nectriaceae
Product: nicotinate-nucleotide diphosphorylase (carboxylating)
Exons: 2
Coding region: 1-885 (294 amino acids)
Biological process (GO): NAD+ biosynthetic process; quinolinate catabolic process
Cellular component (GO): cytoplasm
Molecular function (GO): nicotinate-nucleotide diphosphorylase (carboxylating) activity
Source: RefSeq, a predicted model, not a curated record
AUGGCUCACCCUCAAGGAAACCUCGCAAACCUUCUCCCUCCUUCAUGGAAAACCUCGGUAACCGCUUGGCUAGCUGAGGAUACGCCUUCGUUCGAUUACGCCGGCUUCGUUGUCGGUGACGGUCCCCGUGUCGCUACCCUCUGGGGUAAAUCCAGCGGCAUCAUCGCCGGCCGACCCUUCUUCGACGAGGUCUUUACGCAGUGCGGCUGCACCGUCGAGUGGCAUGCUGAAGAGGGAACAGCUGUUGACCUGAGCAAUGGCAAGCAUCGAGUUGCAACAGUCAAGGGUCCUGUCCGCGGAAUUCUCCUUGGUGAGCGCGUUGCUCUGAACACACUUGCACGAUGCUCUGGCGUCGCUACCAAGAGCCAGCGACUUGUAUCGAUUGCGCGUGAGGCGGGGUAUACAGGUGUGAUUGCAGGAACACGAAAGACAACGCCGGGAUUCCGCCUCGUUGAGAAGUACGGCAUGCUAGUCGGCGGCGCGGAUGCCCACAGAAUGGAUCUCAGCGCCAUGAUCAUGCUCAAGGAUAACCACGUCUGGAGCCGAGGCAGUAUCACCGAUGCUGUCAAGGCUGCCAAGUCAGUCGGUGGCUUCAGUAUGAAAGUGGAGGUGGAGGUUCAGAGCGAGGCUGAGGCUGACGAGGCCAUCGAGGCUGGCGCCGAUGUGGUUAUGUUGGAUAACUUCACUGGUGAUGGUGUUAAGGUUGCUUCAAGAAGUCUCAAGGAGCGAUGGCAAGGGAAGAGGCAUUUCCUGCUUGAGACAUCUGGUGGACUUCAGGAAGAUAACUUUGAGGCGUACUUGUGUAAUGAUGUCGAUAUUUUGUCAACAAGUUCUAUUCAUCAGGGAGUGCCGCACAUCGAUUUCUCACUCAAGAUCGAGCACUAG